AUGAAUAUUUGGAGUAAACUAUUCAUUUGAUAUCAUAAUUAAAAAGAUAACAAAAAUUCUCAUACAUCUUUAAUAGUAUUUUAUCCUAAAAAAAAAUUAAUUGAUUUAAUUCAUUUUUUUUUUGAAAUUUGNAUUUUUUCUUAGGAUAAACCUUACCGACAAUACUUUUCCACGGAUUAGGCGAUAGUUGCUAGUAUUCUUCUCUAAAACCUUUUUUUUCUGGAAUUAACGCUAAUUGUAUAGAAAUAGGUUCUGGACCAUCAUCAUCCAUCUUAUUAGGAUUUUUAGAUUAAGCUAAAGAUGCCUGUAAAAAAGUUUAGGAAAAAUAUACAGGUUAAACAAUAAAUGUUGUUGGCUUAUCAUAAGGUGCCUUAAUUGGCAGAUAUAUUAUUACAGAUUGUGAUUUAAAUGGUGGGAGAGUGUCUAAGUAUUUAUCUAUAGGUGGACCUUAAAUGGGAGUUUCAGUAAUUCCUCAUUGCGAUAGUUAUUUGUGUUGGCCAUUAAAUAAAGUUGUUGAUUCAUUAGUUUACACUGAUUAUGUUUAAUAACAUAUAGGGCCAGCUGGAUAUUUUAGGAACUACGAAGACUUAGACUCUUAUCUAAAAUAUAAUCAUUUUCUUCCUGAUUUGAAUAAUGAACGAAAUCCACAAAUUUCAAGAAAAUAAAAGGUAGAAAAAUUUAUAAUAUUUUUAGUUUUCUUCCCUUGAUUAAGUUAUGCUUGUGAAAUUUUUAUAAGAUGAAAUGGUUAUUCCUAAAGAAACUGCAUUUUUUGAGUCUGUGGAUCCUAAAACAGGCUAGGUUAUUUCUCUAGUAGACUCAGAAUUUUACAUUUAGGAUCUAAUUGGUAUAAAGCAAUUAGAUUAGUAAAGAAAAAUCAAAUUUAUUGAAAUUGAUGAUUCUCAUUUAAAAUGGUCAGAUGAAAUUACUUAAACUGUAUUUAUUCCAUUUCUAGUUUGA
Paramecium sonneborni is the source of this 957-nucleotide messenger RNA. NCBI's taxonomy places the organism in Eukaryota, Ciliophora, Oligohymenophorea, Peniculida, Parameciidae. The record is from the annotation of a GenBank genome assembly.